GAUGCUGGACUCUGGACUCGCGUCUGGCUCUUUCUUGGCUGUCUCUCUCCUGAAUAUAUGGACGAUCAUCAUUAGAUCUUAUCAUCCUUCACGAGUCACAUGGUUUUACAUCCCUCGACGGACUCUCGUUGAUGGCUCAUCCACUCCCUCUGAUGUACUUCGAACCAUUCUUUGUGUACGAUACGGAUACCAGACGCCUCGCCACCUCCGUCUGCAACGUGUACUACUCAUACAUUUUUCUGUAGCUGAAAACCUGCCGUUGCAACUUGUAAUGAACGUAUAUAACAUUCUAAUUCCAACAUAGCGUCGACGUUUCAA
This is a messenger RNA of Suillus subaureus, 318 nucleotides long. RefSeq lists its product as uncharacterized. The annotation marks the transcript as partial. The transcript has a single exon. Lineage: Eukaryota; Fungi; Basidiomycota; Agaricomycetes; Boletales; Suillaceae. The record is from RefSeq and is a predicted model, not a curated record.